Molecule: messenger RNA, 1710 nt
Organism: Rhinocladiella mackenziei CBS 650.93
Lineage: Eukaryota; Fungi; Ascomycota; Eurotiomycetes; Chaetothyriales; Herpotrichiellaceae
Exons: 4
Coding region: 1-1710 (569 amino acids)
Biological process (GO): transmembrane transport
Molecular function (GO): transmembrane transporter activity
Source: RefSeq, a predicted model, not a curated record
AUGGACGUUUCGUCAGCAUACACCCUGGGUCAUCCCGAACCCGCACCAGUCCAAGUGGAUGAGAAACAGCCAGAUUCGAGGGACGACCAAAGCAGCACUGAUAUCCACGACGACAACGCGCCACCGGAACAUAUCCCCAUCGACCCUGGCCCUAUAUAUUGGUCGCAGCAUACCCUCCCCAAGAGACCAUGGCGAACGCGAGUGACGGAUUUCGCCAAGAUUGCUGAAGCCCAUUACCGUGGCAGCGGCACUCCCAGUGACCCUUUCAUCGUACAAUGGCUGGACGACGAUCCGGAGAAUCCCAAGAGUUAUCACAUGUGGCUCAAGAUACCCAUCACGGCUCUCGUGGCUUUCAUGACUCUUUGCGUCUCGUUGGCUUCGUCCGCAUAUACCGGUGCCUUAAAAGAUAUCAUGCGCGAAUUCCACUGCAGCGAAGAGGUGUCGCUGUUGGGCCUCAGCACCAUGGUUCUCGGUUUUGCCUUUGGCGGACUGGUAUUCGCACCGUUGUCAGAAGCCAUGGGCCGUCGUGACGUCCAGCACGUGGCGUUGAUCUUCUACACCAUGUGGACCGCCGUCUGCAUCGCCGCCCAGAAUAUUUGGACCCUGAUCAUCUUUCGCUUCUUCUGUGGGGUCCUGGGGUCGGCGGUCUUCGUCAUUCCGGGCGGUCAAGUCGCAGAUUUGUUCGAAUCCGAGCAACGAGGGGUCGCCAUCUCGAUAUAUGCUGCAGCGCCAUUUUUGGGGCCGACAUUAGGUCCUCUGGUCGGAGGAUUCCUAGCUGAGGGCCGCAGAAUGGCGGUGGGUCAUGGGUCUGCUGGCAUUACGUAUGCGCCCGUCCUCCUGCGAAGGAGGGCACAGCUGUUGUCUACCGUCACGGGCAAAUCUUACAUGACUCAGAUCGACAUGGAGCAUCCGCUCGUGUUGAGUGAGGUUGUCAGACGCUCUCUGGUUCGUCCUUGGGCUCUAUUGUUUCGAGAGCCGGUGGUUUUUCUUUUUACGAUAUACAUGGGCGUCGUAUACGGUACGCUUUAUCUCUGCUUUGCCGCAUUUCCCAUCGUGUUCCAACAAGGCUAUGGCUGGAAUGCGGGGCAAGGCGGCCUUGCUUUUCUCGGUAUCAUGGUCGGCAUGCUCAUCGGCGUCGCUAUUAUCGUCUUUGAUAACAAGCGCUAUGCCCGCCUUCACCGGGAGGCGGGGGGAUCCGCUCCGCCCGAAACUCGUCUCCCGCCCGUCAUUCUCGGAGGAGCCUUUACCAUUAUUGGACUGGCGUGGUUCGCGGCAACGAAUGAUCCCGGCGUCCACUUCAUCGUACCGAUUCUUGCCGGGGUCCCCUUCGGUGCUGGGUUUCUUCUCGUCUUCAUGUCGAGUACGAAUUACUUAAUCGACUCGUACGUCAUCUUCGCCGCCUCCGUCCUCGCCGCCAACUCCAUUCUGCGCUCGACGUUCGGCGCGGUCUUCCCUCUUUUCACCAUCUACAUGUACCGCGACCUGGGCGUGCAUUGGGCGUCUGCAGUGCCGGGCUUCAUUGCCCUCGCGUGUUUCCCGUUCCCGAUCAUCUUUUACCAAUAUGGCCACAUCGUCCGGCGCCAGUGCCAGUAUUCGGCGCAAGCCGCGAGAUAUUUGGACAGUUUGCAGAGUAAUUUGGAGAGGAAGCGGUCGAGAGCGUCGGCGGACGCUGAGGCUGCGGGUAAGAAACGAAUGGAGAGUGCUGUAUGA